AUGGUGUCAACAGAAGUUAAGAAUGUUGCUGCGCAUAUGGAUAUGGAUCGGGGAGGUGCUUUCGAUUUCUCGAAUUGUAUCAGAAAUCAAGCAAUGUGCAAAAUGGGAGCAAAAGCCCCAAAAUUGACUUCGACUGGUACAACCAUUGUUGCCGUGUCUUACAAGGUAAUUUUUCUGAACAUUUUAUUUGGAGUUGUUUCAGCUGAAAAGAAAUCAAAAACUUCCAUUGGAUAUAUAUUUUUAGGGCGGACUUGUUAUGGGUGCUGAUUCUCGUGCGACAGCCGGAAAUAUUAUUGCUGACAAACACUGUGAAAAAGUUCACAAAUUGACUGAAUCAAUUUAUGCUUGCGGUGCUGGAACAGCUGCUGAUCUCGAUCAAGUAACCAAAAUGUUGUCGGGAAAUCUUCGACUUCUCGAAUUGAACACUGGUAGAAAGGCUCGUGUUAUCACUGCUCUUCGUCAAGCAAAACAACAUCUUUUCAAUUAUCAAGGAUACAUCGGAGCAUAUUUGUUGAUCGGAGGAGUUGAUCCAACUGGACCACAUCUUUAUAUGUGUUCAGCAAAUGGAACCACAAUGGCUUUCCCAUUCACUGCACAAGGAUCUGGAAGUUAUGCUGCUAUUACUAUUCUUGAACGUGACUUCAAAGUUGACAUGACCAAGGAAGAAGCUGAAAAAUUGGUUCAACGUGCCUUGGAAGCCGGUAUGCACGGAGAUAAUGCUUCUGGUAACAGUUUGAAUCUUGUUAUCAUUGAGCCAAAAGAAACUGUAUUCAAGGUAAGAUUUAAUUUUUUCAAAGUUUUCCCUUUCAAAAAAAAAACAUAUUUCAGGGCCCAAUCGUCCCAGAGUUCUGUAAACGCCCAGAGCCAAAUGAUUUGGUUUAUAAAUUCAAAACAGGAGCAACAAAAGUUUUGAAAAACAAGACUUUCAAGUACGAUAUUAUCGAAUCAAUGGAUAUCAGCCACUAA
Molecule: messenger RNA, 966 nt
Organism: Caenorhabditis angaria
Lineage: Eukaryota; Metazoa; Nematoda; Chromadorea; Rhabditida; Rhabditidae
Source: the annotation of a GenBank genome assembly